Molecule: messenger RNA, 480 nt
Organism: Suillus subalutaceus
Lineage: Eukaryota; Fungi; Basidiomycota; Agaricomycetes; Boletales; Suillaceae
Exons: 4
Coding region: 1-480 (159 amino acids)
Source: RefSeq, a predicted model, not a curated record
AUGAGCGAACAUAAUAUCGUAUACCAGUCUCGCACGAGGGAUCCAGACUCUCCAGAAGCUACGUCCCGCGAAGCAAUUGCUGGUGAAAGCUCGAUUCAACGUCGUGGCAACAUCCGUCGUUUUCUGGGGAAGUUCCAGAAUGGUGUAACUAAACAAAUUUCUGCUGAGGUUGUACAAAAGCGCUUAAAGGAUUCUCGCAGUCCUGACGCCAACCAUGCAGGUGCUCAGAAUAUCGAGGAUACCCCUCACGGUGUAGAACAAGGUGCUGGUCCGCGAUUGGAUCCGGGUGCUCGUAACACUCCAGAACAUAUGGCUGCACCUUCAGGACCUCCAAUAACAGUGGAGCCCGCUCCACGUGCGCAUCCGGAUCUUGGUACUGCAGAAGAUUUCCCGGCCGUAUAUGGCCAAGCUAUCAGGUCAUUCGACAGUGCUGUGGAGAGGUUUGCGGAUGUAUGUGCCCUUUCUCUCAUUCGAGGCUGA